GAGAGGAAGCUGUGUGCCCACCCCCGGAUCGAGAUCUACAAGGAGGACCGCAUCUACUUCGUGUGUCCCCUCGCCCGCCAAGGGGACUUCUAUGUGCCUGAAAUGAAAGAACUGGAGAGGAAGAGCAGGGCUGCCGCAGCUGAGGCCGAGGAUGCCCAGACAGACAUCACAGGGGCUGACACCAUGAGUGAGACGAGCUCCAUCAGCAUGGAGGCCACAACCGACAGCAGAGACACCUCGGUGGCCACCUCCAUCCUGCUGCCCUUCCCAGCCAGCCGUGGCCGGGAGGAAGUGGACAACCGCAGCGAGCACAGCUACAGCGAGUCAGGAGCCAGCGGCUCCUCCUUUGAGGAGCUGGACCUGGAGGUCACUGGGGAGGGGGAGGGAGCCCCAGGCCUGCUGCCCGACAUGGGCUACGCAGGCAACCAGGAGGUCACAGACAAGUGGACCAAGGAGCCCAUCGCUGCCGAGAGAGGAGAAGAGUGAAGUGGAGACCUGUCUGCCUCGCCUCCCACCAGGGUCUGAGUUACUGGGAACCAGCCGCCUUCCCCACCUCCUUUUCAGCCAAGAGAUUUUGGUCACUGAUUCCCCCUGGGACCCGCUCUCCCUCUGCAGAAAGGGUGUUUGAUUGUUUUGGGGAUGCCGGGAGGUGGGGGGUUCUCCUGCAGCGCUCAGCAGCGCAGGGUAGGUGCAGGCUGGGUGGGGCAGCGAAAUGCAUUUGCCGUUUGUGUGUCUCUAGGUGCGUUGCAAAUUCCUUGCAGGCGUCUCGGGGGGGCGGUGGUGGAUGGCAGAGGUGUCCCCCCUCGUCUCUGCUGGUGCCCCUCUCACCCACAGCUUCUCUCUGCUGCACCGCCGCGUGUUUUCUAGCACCAAAGAGCCGUGAGUAGGGUUGGUUGGGUUUGUUCCCCUCUUCUCUUCCCCUUGCUGAAAAAUGGAAACAUCCCGUGUAAACCUGGUCCUCCUGGCACUGCCACGGGUGCUUUUGGGGUCUGUAAUAAAGUGGAUGCUUUUCCUCA
Molecule: messenger RNA, 1016 nt
Organism: Aptenodytes forsteri (emperor penguin)
Lineage: Eukaryota; Metazoa; Chordata; Aves; Sphenisciformes; Spheniscidae
Product: testis-expressed sequence 264 protein
Exons: 2
Biological process (GO): reticulophagy; protein-DNA covalent cross-linking repair
Cellular component (GO): replication fork; endoplasmic reticulum membrane; nucleus
Source: RefSeq, a predicted model, not a curated record